AUGGCAGGAAGCCGGAAUUACAAUAGAUCUAGACAGACUAGAAUCAAAUCUGCGCCGCCGAAGUUUGAUAGCAGAGCUCAUAGUGAUUUUAAUGAUGAUAGUGAUGAUGCUACUGUAUUACCGACAUAUUGGCCAUUGGACUUGCAAAGUAAUUGGGUAAUGCCAGUAAUGGAAAGUUUACUAGAUAAGCGGCAUAGGCUUAAUGAAUUAAGGUUGACGCCUAAUUCACAACAAGUUGCUGCGACGACGACGAUGAACAAAUCCCAAAGGAAAAUCGGACGGAAGCGACAUGGACAUGUGGAGAAAGGUGUAGAAAUCGCAGCCUUAAAACCCAAAAAUUGGAAAAAGGUCUCAGUGAAGCAUAGAGAGAAGUUAGAACUGCUUUCCAACGUCUGGAAAAAUGCUGAGAGUAACCCUGAAUUGAUAACAAUAAUUAACAAUAACGGCGUAUGUUUUAAAGAAGAGUUCUCAAUAGGUAUUGGCAGUUAUGGUACAGAAGUGUAUGUUUGCUUGGGAUCAGACGGGAUAGAACGAGCGAUAAAACGUUUGCCAAAACUCCUGUGUAAUUUGUUGAAGCUCGUGUUGAAGAAUGAACGAGAUAUCUUGACCUCUUCGAAUGCAGUCGAGUCGCCACGGGUUGUAUAUUAUCAUUUCUACGAUAAUACUUCCAGCCCUGACUUUGGUUAUUUGAUUUUGAAUUUAUAUGAACAAAAUCUUAAAGAAUUCAUCAAGGAGGAAGGUGAGAUGAUAACAGAAUCCCGUGCUAGAAAGAUGAUACGUCAAGUGUUGGAAGGGCUGAAAGCAUUACAUGCUAGAGAGCCUAGAAUUUUACACAGAGACUUGAAGCCGACCAAUAUACUUGUUGAUGUGAAUGAUAAUUUAGUGCUGUCUGAUUUUGGUAUUGGACGAUUUUUCCCGGAACAAGGUAUUUUCACAGGAUGUGUAUAUUUAACAAAACGAAGUGUCUAUGUAUAUAUAUAUAGCGACUAUAUAGACAGUUAUUAAACACGCACUAUCACACAUAAGGCCAAAUAAAAAAAAAUACUUGGUUAGCGUCACACUCUCACAAAUUUUCAGAGGCGGGCGGGCGGAUUUUUUUUUUAAUUUUUACUCGUUUUUUAAUUUUUUAAUAGUAUUUUUGGAGGGGAUGGGGGGCGGUUUUUCCACCAUAUCGGUGAUAUUUUUUGUACUGAUGUUGCGAAGGCCGCCAUUUUGCUUUAAGAACCUUGUAUACCCAAGCCUACGCGCUCCUAUCGAUCAGUAUAUAGCGCGAAGGUCUGAGCAUGAGAAAAAUUUCAAAUAUUAAACUGUUUUAAGCUGUAAAACGAAGAGAUUUACAUAAAAAAAAAUUCAGAGGCAGCAGAAAAUCGAGAGGCGGGCGGUGACGCUAACCAAGUAUUUUUUUUUUUUAUUUGGCCUAACUGCCAACACACGUGAAAUUAAUUUUACUCGGCAGUCGGCCCCAUGGAUUAUCUAUUUUGGUAUUGGACGGUUUUCCCGGAAUUAAAAAGGUACAUAUAUAUGAUGUAUUAACAAAAUUAACCAUAUGUUAGAUUACAGUAAAUUAGCCUUUCUCACGAAGGCCAAACGAAGCCAUUUGGGGGUACUUUUUUGAAAACGACGUGAAAAAUCUAAGCGAUGUGAAAACAUCUUUUCAAAUAUUUUACUGUAAAUUAAAUUAACUUAUAAUAAUUUUACUCAUAAUUAUAGUCAUACAAAUCCCUUAUUUACUGCAUACAAUCCCAGAUUUGGAAAAGGCAGUAUACCCCAAAAAUGGCGGCGUGAGAAAGGCUAAUUAACAGGCAUAUAGAAGCCGUUAAUGCGUUUACUUGUGAGCCAAGGAAUAUUUUCGUCUUCCCGCUAGUUUCCUUCGCAGCCACUCUUUGUGUCGAGGUUUCUCCCUUCCCGCUGUCAAGCAAAAUUUACGACCUCUCCGAAAUAUCUGUGAUCUAAUAAAGCGUGACGAAACAUCCUUAAAACGUGGGGGCUGUUUGAGCGAGAUCGCGCCUUCGUUAUUAUUUCCAACUAAAUUCCCAUCUGCAUUUAUAUUGGAACCUAGCUGGCCCGCAUAAACGAGAUCCCGCCUCGACUGACCUGAGAUCUUGAUAGCCUGUCUGCGAGCAGGCUAAGAUCUUGGGUGACCUGGUUUGGAAUUUCCCAUAUAAACGCAAUGACUCGGGCUGGCUCGCACAAGCGGGAAGAGUAUUAUGGUCUAUUAUCAUUCUGUUCACGCGAAUAUACUGUGGUAAAUACGAUUUUCAGGACAGAUUUUAAAUCUUAUGUUAAAAGGUCUCUGUGAACGAUUCUGUGGGUUAUGAGCGUGAAAGUUGCUUGUGAAAGUGCAAAUUUUAGGUUCGUGAGAAAAUAUAUUUAUAUUAUACUAAUUUAUAGCGGUGAGCCCAGUGGUUUAUUUUGGCAAGCCAGCCCGCCUCGGAAGCCUCGUGUAAACAUGUGACGAAUGUGCCCCCCCCCUGGAGAACCGCUGCUAAAUAGGUCAAUUCUUUUUUACAGGUGCAACUACAUACUGUACCAAUCGCGAACGUGGAUCAAAAGACUGGGUCCCAUAUGAAUGUAUUGACUGGGAUGCUGCAUGCUCUGAUGAGGUGCGGAACCCUUCAGAUGAAACACAACUCAAGUGGAAAGAGAAAUCAGAUAUCCAAGUGGCAGGUAUGUUAGCAUUUUACAUCUUGACCAAAGGAAAGCAUCCAUUUGGUCCUGAAUUCCGUAGACAGCAAAAUUUGCAUGGUGACGAUCCAGUGGGUUUAAGCAAGCUCAGUGAUCCUGUGGUGAAAGACCUGCUUUCUCAGAUGUUGACUCGGGAUCUGCGUGAACGACCAUAUGUGGAGCAAGCCUUAAAGCACCCUUACUUUCUCUCAUCCGAAGACCAGAUGAAGUUCUUAGAGGCUUUAGGGAACGAGCCUGAAAUAAAGAGUUUCAAAGGAGAUCUCAACUGUGCUGUUUCCAGAGAGCUAGACAACCGUGAUCUGUCAAGACCUCGAAGCUCAUUGUUACCAAAUAACUGGAAAGCAGUCAUUGAUCCAGAUGACCUCAACACAUUUUGUGCAGGAGGUCAUACCCCUGCGUCCCGUUUUGAUGGUAGCCGUUACACGCAUUGUCUUCGAUUCAUAAGAAAUGUUCGUCAGCAUUGGGGCGACAAAACACGUCUACCAUUGAAAGCUAUGGGAACAGCUACUUCUCUUGACGAAUAUUUCCUGCAAUUAUUUCCAACCCUCCCACUUGUUGUGCAUCAAAUAAUCAGAAAGCAUCCUGACUGGAAAACACGCCUUUCCUUGGAGAAGUUUUUCCCCGUGAUAAACCGUCGCCCAUUGUCUGGUGCAGACUGA
Messenger RNA from Paramuricea clavata, 3344 nucleotides. NCBI's taxonomy places the organism in Eukaryota, Metazoa, Cnidaria, Anthozoa, Malacalcyonacea, Plexauridae. The record is from the annotation of a GenBank genome assembly.